AUGGAUCUAAAAGGAAGCUCAAAAUAUGAAAUGAAUCUUCGAAAUCGAAAGAGUUACAGUUCUGUCAUCGAUGAGCGAGAUGAAUAUGAAAGAGCAUUUGAAAACUUUUCCCUUAAAAUCCAGAUCCGACCCAUAGGUGUUAGGGUUUGCAAAUCGGAGCUUGGUUUUGUAGAAAAUCUGAAGGAAGAAAGGCGGUGUUCCGGAGAAGACGACAACAUUCUAAAAAAGGUUUACCGUCGCUUGUUCCGACAAUGGUUUGUAGCUCGGAGGCUAGGAUUUUCACCACCCUCCUUCUUCCCCACCGGCUCCGCUACCACUGUAGAUGCCGGAAACCACCAAGGAGCUAUCAUGUCAUUUAGCUGCCAGCAAAGUCGUUCGUGUUACUGUUUCAUUGCCGCCGAACCGCCAUCUAGCACCGUCGACGUUCCCUUUUCCGGUGACGACGAAGACCACCAGAGGGACCCGUCCCUCCGUCACAACCUCCUCUCCUCCUGUCUCGUAGUCGGUUCUUCAGUGCAACGCCCCAGGCCAUCGGUCGUCGCUGCUGUUACAACCAUUAGCCGCCCGGUUGCUGAUAAUGUUGUUGCCGCCGCCGUGCUACCCUUUUCUGCCACCACUAGCCACCGUGAAAGGUGGUUGUGGGCGUGUUGUAGUGUGUGGGUUUGUGUGUUGUGCUGGUAUGGGGCUGCAAGAGCAUCUUUUGGUCGUAGAUAUGAAGAAAACCCCACUGCCACCACCGUGAGGUGGUGGCUGCCACUCUAA
Lactuca saligna is the source of this 762-nucleotide messenger RNA. The record is from the annotation of a GenBank genome assembly. Lineage: Eukaryota; Viridiplantae; Streptophyta; Magnoliopsida; Asterales; Asteraceae.